This is a messenger RNA of Aureobasidium musti, 1251 nucleotides long. The record is from the annotation of a GenBank genome assembly. Lineage: Eukaryota; Fungi; Ascomycota; Dothideomycetes; Dothideales; Saccotheciaceae.
AUGAGUGAACCAACUCCCGUCAUCGAGGGCGUCUUUGGUAAACCAUCAUCGCACAACUUCACGCUUGUCAAUCCACUGACACAAUUCCUCUCCANNGCCGUUCACAAGCCAAUCGCCGUCUCAUCCGCCCAAGCUCUCCGCGAUCUCCAAAAACACCUGAACCCCUCCAAGACAUUCGCUCCCUGGAUUCUAGCCGAAAAGAACAAACGCGAUGCCGAUGUUGCCAAAAACUUUGGCAAGCGUUCGCGCAAACAGAGACAUCCCGUCCAAGUCAAGCUCGGUCACGGCGGAACCCUCGAUCCUUUGGCUACCGGUGUGCUGGUUGUAGGAGUUGGCAGUGGCACUAAAAAGCUGCAAGGUUUCCUCGAUUGCACAAAGGUGUACGAGACUGUUGUUGUCUUUGGCGCCGCAAGUGAUACCUACGACAUCGAGGGCAAGGUGGUCAAGAGAGCUCCUUACCAGCACGUUACCAAGAACAUGGUCGAGGAAGCGCUCCAGAAGUUCCGCGGCGACAUCAUGCAGCGACCACCCAUCUUCUCCGCUCUCAGAGUCCAGGGCAAGAGACUUUACGAAUAUGCCAGAGAAGGCAAGGAGGUUCCUGUCGAGAUCCAAGAACGUGCCGUCACAGUGUCGCAACUGGACAUGGUCGAGUGGUUGGAACCUGGCGCACACAAGUACAAUUGGCCUGAGAAGGAGGCUGAAGAAGAGGAGAAGAAGGCCGUAGACAAGCUGUUGCCUCAAGUCGCUGCUGAGACCCAGGCCACUGCUGGCCAGGAAGCAACACCCGACACCGAGGAUUUGAAGAGANAAAGAAAAGGUUCAGAUGGACCCGAGGCCAAGAAGACGAAGAUCGAUGGUGCAGAGGCAGCUGAUCAAGCACCAACAGUCGACACAGACGCUGUGGCAGCAGAGAGGAAACCAUGUCCAGCACCGGCAGCCCGCAUAAGAAUGACCGUCUCAUCAGGCUUCUACGUCCGCAGUCUAUGUCACGAUUUGGGUGCAGCUGUGGGUUCACUCGGACUCAUGGCCGCAUUGGAGAGAUCGCGGCAAGGUGAGUUUGAGCUGGGCAGAAACGUGCUCGAAUUCGAGGAUUUGGAANAGGGCGAGGAUGUCUGGGGUCCAAAGCUCACAGAUCUGUUGGCGCAAUGGGAGAAGGACCAUCCUGAGGGACAGGGAGGCCAUACCCGCAUCACAGCUAAGAGACAAGGAUCGCCUGCUCCUCCUUCUGCUGCUCCUGCUGCAGACCAAUGA